AUGCCUUUAAAGAAUUUUAUUGAUUUAACUGAUGGAGUUAUCUCACUAAUCCCAUGCAUUGCAACCGAAUCUAGAUUAGAUAUAAAUAUAAUAAUUGGAAUGAUUUGCAGAUUAACAAUUUUUACACUUUUAAUACUAUUUAAGGAUAUAAAAUAAUAUUCUAUUGGCGAAGUUGUUGCUUGGAUAAUAGCGGGACUAGUCUAACAUCUCUAUAUAUUAUUGAUUGAAUGGCAAUAUACUAAGCUAGGGAUAUGCACAACUCUGAGAAGAGAAAUAUAAUAUAAAAUUAUGGAUUCUCUGCAACUAUUGGUGGGAAUAAUAUUUUUAGUACUAAAUUUAAAGUCAUCUCUGGAAAUAUUGGUCUUGGUAUUAUUUUCAAUCAACUUUAUAUUGAAUUUAAUUGUUAUCAUUUAUAAACGUAAAAUAAAAGAAGGCUAUACAAUGGAUUAUAUAAAGAAAGGUGGUAAUUAUUAACUUUAUUUUGGAUUUUUAUUUGGGGCUGUUGGCAUUAUUAUAGUAGUCUUGUAUUAUGGUCCGCUAUUUUUAGAAUAAGUGGACUCUGAGAGUUUUUAUCGUUUUGCUUGGAUUUUAUCAUUUGUUGGUUAAUCUACAGUAAUAGUAUUAUCAUUCUCGUAUUUUUGUCGUAAUUGUUCAAGAUUUAGCUGGAGUUAUGAUUGGGCUAAAGGUAUCUUACAUUUUUUCUAUGGAAUUAAAGUAGGGAUUUUUAGUAUCAUCUAUGGGUUAAUAACUGGCUUUGUUUUACUGGGAUGGUUUAUAUGGGGAUUUGGUUUCAAACCUAGAUGCGACAGGCACCGAAAGAGAAAGUAGGAAAGUGAAUAAAUAGCCACAGCAUGA
Molecule: messenger RNA, 855 nt
Organism: Paramecium tetraurelia
Lineage: Eukaryota; Ciliophora; Oligohymenophorea; Peniculida; Parameciidae
Exons: 1
Source: RefSeq, a predicted model, not a curated record